Messenger RNA from Dalotia coriaria, 1253 nucleotides. Its product is annotated as pseudouridine-5'-phosphatase-like. The coding region runs from base 371 to 1060 and encodes 229 amino acids. The transcript has 4 exons. NCBI's taxonomy places the organism in Eukaryota, Metazoa, Arthropoda, Insecta, Coleoptera, Staphylinidae. The record is from RefSeq and is a predicted model, not a curated record. Gene Ontology annotation, molecular function: phosphatase activity.
UCACGCAGUCGUCACCAAUGUGCAGCGUGUUUUAUUUCCAUAUAUUUUGCGUCUGCUUAGUUGUUUAAUUUCUACGGGUUUAGGAAUAAUUUAUGACGCAAAGCCUUAUCAAAUGUAAACAUAUUAUUUAUUAUUUUGCACGUUGAUCCGGUGUUAUUACUUUCCUAAUAUUGCUACCAGCCAGCCAAACGUCACAAAUAGCUAAAUUGAAGUUCAUGCUGCCUCGUGCCAGAGCAGUGAAGGCCGCGUGAUAAACUCCCGUCUAGUGUUACAUCAUUCGCGGAAAGGCGCGUCUAUUUCAAACCCGCACGCCGGCAAACUUUCCGUCUCAGUGUAAUUCGAAAUUGGGUCACAACAAGAAGUCAGAACUAUGCCUGGUACGUACGCAGCGGUCACCCACGUCCUCUUCGAUCUCGACGGACUAUUAAUAGACUCGGAAACAUUCUAUGAGAAAAUCAUCGGUGACAUUGCUGGUCAAUAUGGAAAGAAAUACACGAAGGAAGUGCGUGCAAGAAUACUGGGCACGCCGGAAAUGAUGACUAGUCAAUUGGCUGUAGAACUUAUGGAAUUACCAUUGACUCCAGAAGAGUUUUUCCUGAGGAUGCGUAAAGGAGUUGAGGCGGAGCUCCAUAAUCCUCCACUGUUACCUGGAGCUGAAAAGUUGAUCAGACAUCUUGCAAAACACAAAAUUCCUUUCGCCAUGGCGACAUCUGGAAGCAAAGAGGCUACGGACAUCAAACUUCAAAGUUCAGCGGAGUUGUUUAAUUUGUUUCACCAUAAAGUCAUGGGUAGUAGUGACGCUGAAGUGAAAAAGGGUAAACCCAAUCCGGAUAUCUUCUUGGUAUGCGCCCAGAGAUUUCCAGAUCCUCCAAAUCCUUCAAAAUGUUUGGUGUUUGAAGAUGCUCCGAAUGGUGUAAAAGCAGCUGUUGCUGCUGGUAUGCAGGUUGUGAUGGUACCAUCCGACGAAAUCAGCGAUGAAUUAAAAGAAGGCGCUACUUUAGUGCUCCAAAGUUUGGAACAGUUCCAUCCGGAGGAAUUUGGUUUACCAAAAUUUGAUUAAACACAACAUUAAUAUCGAUUAUGAGUUAUCGUGUCCUGUUCAGUUAACAUCUGAUAACGUAUAAUAUGUAAAUGUUACUUAUUUAUUUUAGGUCUAUCCAUGGUGUGUCAAAUAAUUGUCCUUGCCAGUAGGGAACAAAAAAUCUAUCAAAAUAAAAAUGUAUUUUGUUAAAAAUAAAAAAAAUGUAUUUUUA